This is a messenger RNA of Diaporthe citri, 4143 nucleotides long. RefSeq lists its product as uncharacterized. NCBI's taxonomy places the organism in Eukaryota, Fungi, Ascomycota, Sordariomycetes, Diaporthales, Diaporthaceae. Bases 1 to 4143 code for a protein of 1380 amino acids. The record is from RefSeq and is a predicted model, not a curated record. The transcript has 8 exons.
AUGGCUGUCCCCAACACUAGACAAAGAGCGAAAGAGCUCGUCCAGCAGAUUGCCAAAAAUCAUGGCUACCUUGGCGAGGAGAAAUUGCGGGCAAUAGAGCCUGAGCUGCGUCGUGAGAUUGAAGAGGCGUUUCUAAAGAAAGACGAGAUGAUUGGGUCCAGUGUCAUUACAUUGGCCAAGAAUUUGUAUACCAGCAAAGCCCGAUUCGUAUUCGAGCUGCUACAGAACGCCGAUGACAAUAACUACGCUAAGGCGGCAGCCCUCGGCGCUGCACCUUGUGUCUCGUUCCGCGUCUUUCCUCGCCAGAUCAUUAUGGAAUGCAACGAAGACGGAUUCACCAAUGAGAACCUCGAGGCGAUUUGCUCUGUUGGCAAAAGCUCAAAGACUGGAUCUCAGGGAUACAUCGGGGAGAAAGGAAUUGGAUUCAAGUCUGUUUUCAUGGCAGCUUGGAAAGCCCAUAUUCAAUCCGGAUCCUUCUCUUUCUCGUUCAGUCACCGCAAUGGUGAAUCUGGAAUGGGAAUGAUUUCCCCUAUCUGGGAAGAGACCCAGGAAGAGCGAGAUUCAUCAUUGACGAGACUCACACUUCAUCUUCACGACACUGGAGACUCUGAUGCGCUGGAAAAGACGCACCAAAUCAUCAAGGAACAGUUUCAGGAGCUUCAAGAGACCAUUCUCCUGUUUAUGAAAAAUCUAAGAAUCAUUCGAGUUGCUUUCCACGGCAUUGAUGGAGCGGAAACAUCUUCGGCGGAGUACUCAAUCCAACGCCCAGAAGUCAAUCACGCGGUCCUGAAGCGAGCUGUCAUUGGAAAUGGAAACAAGCAAGAGUAUGUCAAGCAUUACGAUGUGACGGUCCACCAAGCAACGGAUAUUCCGAGACACGAAAAUCGGACCUAUUCCGGCCAGGCCGACCACACGUCGCAGGUUGUGCUCGCUUUUCCACUUUCAGAGACAUCAGUUCCUGUCAUCGAGCCACAGGACAUAUUUGUGUACCUUCCUGUCCGGCCCGCCGGCUUCAAGUUUAUCAUCCAGGCCGACUUCGUCACUGAUGCUAGUCGGCAAGAUAUCGUCAAAGACUCGCUGCGCAACAUUGCGCUACUUGAUGGAGUAGCUGAUGCGUUUGCCAGAGCUGUGUUGCAGUUCUGUGGGCAUGACGGCUUGCGCCUUCAGUGGAUGAGAAGGACUCUUUUCCGGGACUUGGGUGUCCAGAAAGCGCCCAUAUCCCUGGUUCGGAGGAAGAUUUUGGAGAUGUACAAGCAGCCUUGGCUCUUGCCCGACCUAUCGGUGCAAACUUCGAAACAGCAUCUCGAAUUUCUCUAUCUGAGUCAACACUUGGAAUCCGAGAACGAGCCCUCUUACUCACUUAUCUUUAUUUUCGACCAAGAUGAGUGCAUCCGCAAGCCUCCAGAAACAUUCAUACACCUGGCCACCGACAAGAACCCCUACAGUCCUUGGGAGCUGCUGAAAGAAGGAGGCUCGACAUCCAGCCCUGGUUGUGAGGCGCCAGGGUUCAUGGCUCAUUAUAUGAAUGAGGCAUAUUUCCUGGAUCCGCCACAGACUCCUCAGAAUCAAACGCUCACUUGGGUUGAAUGGUUUCAUAGCCACCUCAAGAUCCCAAAGUAUGUGUAUUUUGGGGACACACAUCUAUCUGACGCUGCCAAAUAUCUGCAAAAAUACCGGCCAGAGAGGUUCCUCGGAGCCCUGCGUAUGUGUUACCUCCACAAUGGGCACUUCUCGUCUGAAUUCAUUGCAAGUGUUCAAAACACAAAGAUCUUGUGCCGAGGGGAUCAGCAGGUCUGUCUGAAGGACGCCUAUGUCCCAAUUGAAAGGCUCGAGACUCUCGUCACACGAUUCGUGGAGGACGGCGCGUCCUUCCCAUGGCUUUGGCUUGACACGAAAAAUUUCCCCGACACCAUACCAGAAGACUGGGAUAGACUUAUACGGGUUCUCAACGGUGGAAAAGUCGUGGACGAUCUCGAUGAGGUGUUUGAAGAUGCCAACGCCAUCUAUAUACCACCCGCCGAUUCGAGCACCUGGGUGUCUCCAGAAGACUGUGUUUGGAGUGCAGCUCAAGAACUGCAGACGAAGUUUGUCCUCGAGAUCGUCUAUGAGCCCUGGCUUUCUACGAGCCCUGAAAAGAGAGAAGACGUCAAGCGACUUUUCUGCGAUACCUUGGGCAUAUUUGACUGUACAGUGGAGAUCUACGUUGAGGAGCUCAAAAGCAUCCGGAAUUCUGGCUCAGAGGACAGUGACAUCAUUACCACUGUGUACGAAGCACUCGACAGCCUGUGGCAAUCCAGCAUUGCCAAAGAACUUACGCGAAACUGGCUUAGGGGUCAGUUCGAGGAUCACGCUCUGAUUUAUGUGGUAUCAAACGAGGGCCCGUCGUGGCGCAAGACAUCUCAGUGCGUCUGGUCCACUGCUGCUCAGCUCAGAGACAUGGUGUCCCUCAACAACGAUUACGAAGAAUUGCACGACUUUUUCGUUGAUGCUCUCGGUGUUCGGCCAGUGACGCUAAACAUGGCGAUCAAAGAGUUGAAACAGGCGGGAAGUCGACGAUCAGUUGCUGUCGAGGAGGUGAAGGCGACAAUAUUGACAGUCAACUCGCUUCUUUGCUCGGAACCGAAUCCGGACCAAAAACAGCGGGCGGAACUUGAGAAACAGCGAGAAGAACUUGCGAAGAGUAAGAUUUUCCCUGUGAGGCACCCUGGAGGUGUAGUUCAGUGUGUCGCAGAAGACACUGAGUUCUUCGUUGUGGAUCUUGAGCCUCGGCGAUCACCAUUCGAGAAUCGUGUAAAGCUCCUUGACUUCAGCCUGGAAGAGGCUGUGCGGCUUCGUCAUUUCUUCAAAUGGGCCCGAAUUGAAGACAGGUAUAUCUCUCUACGUGUGAGGCAAUUUACCUCUGUCGAAGAAGCCGGUGCACAGCAGAUGACCCAACUCGAUAGACAAUUUCGGUAUAGAGCUCAUGCGCUCCUGAGGAUUGCUGAGCAUUUUGAGAGUCCCCGUGUGACAAACGCAAAGCAUUCAGAGGCUCUCUAUGGGCUCUUGCGGAACGCAAAGAUCUUCGCGACUGAUAAGAUCUUCCUGGAACUUAGUCUCUCACAGGAUGGAUCUUCCCACAAUGCACAGGGAGGAUCAUUGAACGUGCAUCUUCACGAGCACGGCUCAGACCUCAAGGUAUAUUUGCCGCGCCGGAAGUCUUCUCAACAGUUCGCUUUCAGCAAGCACCUGCCAGAGAGAAUUCUCCAGUGGCUCAUGACUGACGCAGGCUCUCAAAUUCGACAUGAGACAAGCUUCAAGGCAGUCAGCGCGAUUAAAGAUGUUUGGAACGCGCCUCUUGAAAUGUUAUCGACCACUUUGGAUGAAAGUGGCAUAAUGCAAAUUAGCACCCUCAAUGUCGAUGAGCAUAUUGAAGAGCUUUCAUCUGACACAGACUCUGAUGGCGACGACUCAGAGGUUGUGGACACUCCUGCGUCAGUCUCGGACACAAUGCCUGUUGAUUCCCCAGGCACCUCCUCUGGAAGCGACUCUAGCGAGUCUGUCACAUCCGAUGGAACAGCGAACGAGUCGAGGACCCUCCCAGUGAGGUUGGCCGCACGGUCCAGGCCAGACACACCGUUGGAGGAACUCUCGAUACGUGACACUCACUAUUUGAACGUCUUAGGAAGGGUCAUCGCCUCCGCAAGAACGAGUAUAAUUCCUGAUCGAAACGCAAACCAACCCAACAGAGCUGUGAGAGGGAGCUCUAAUAUCUAUGGUCUGGAUCAGUUCGAGAGGGACUGCAAGGUUGGCGCCGCGGGAGAAUUAUUCGUUUUUGAGCUCUUGUCUCAUUUGGAUCCCGCGCUUCCCAACUUCUCGAGGGCUAAUUGGCAGAGUAACAUGCGCCGCUAUGUUACUGUACAUCCGGACUACGCCAACAUGAGCCCAUGGACAGGAAGAGAGACCUCGGAUAUCACGUACAUGGAUACUCAGGGAGUGUUAACGGAUCUGCUUAUACGCAACCACUAUCUGGACGGAGACAGGUGGACUGGAAGAACUCCGAAAUACUUCAUUGAGGUCAAGACAACAACAUCAACCUGUGACGCCCCAUUCUACAUGAGCAAUGCCCAGUAUCAGAGAAUUCGGGUGAUCAAGGACCCGGUCUGA